AUGAUAGAAUUAUCAAACAUAGACACCAUCAGAUGGAAUAUUUUAUUAGGUAAGCAUCAAAAGGGUGAGUCUUUACACGCAAGUAACCGCAACUUUCAAACAAAAGACAUUUUCCGAGUUUCGGUGAUAGAACGCAUUAGAAGUGAUUGCUUUCUAAACAAUGGAUAUUUUCGAUCAGCCCUGCUACAAAACCACCAAGAAUUGAUUGGCCGGUGGCCGUAUCAGCCUCAAAAGCAGAGUUCGAUUAUUAUAACCAUUCUAUGGAUCGUGUUCUUCUUGCAAGCUAUUCCGCAAAUAAGAAAUUUGUUCGAUAAAGUGCAGAGGGAUUGGAAGUUGGUGAUGAAUGAUGAAGAAAAACGUGUUCUGCAAUAUCAUUCCGAAAUUGGAAGAUUAUUAACAGCUGGAUAUACAGUAAAAAAUUACUCUAAAAUUUCGUUGCGUUAA
Molecule: messenger RNA, 444 nt
Organism: Cotesia congregata
Lineage: Eukaryota; Metazoa; Arthropoda; Insecta; Hymenoptera; Braconidae
Source: the annotation of a GenBank genome assembly